Rhipicephalus sanguineus (brown dog tick) is the source of this 1111-nucleotide messenger RNA. RefSeq names its product kunitz-type serine protease inhibitor A-like. The transcript has 5 exons. Bases 565 to 957 code for a protein of 130 amino acids. The record is from RefSeq and is a predicted model, not a curated record. Gene Ontology annotation, molecular function: serine-type endopeptidase inhibitor activity. NCBI's taxonomy places the organism in Eukaryota, Metazoa, Arthropoda, Arachnida, Ixodida, Ixodidae.
GCAUUUCAAUAUGUAUUCUAGCCACGUUGAAGCAGUUGCCACGAUUGCCGGCACUGCCGUUGCUACUCCGGCGAAUGAUGACUAUGCCAAACUGACUGCGACUACAUAACGGUUGUGGGUGGACAUUGUACUAAAGCACAUUGAUCCGACGAGGUGCUUCCCAGAAGACAAAUUACACGCGAGGUUACUGCUGUUUAGCGGCAGUCAAGCGUGGAAGGUUCCUCUGAUGCCCUGCAACAUAAUUUGGCUGUGAGGUCUUCUCGCUGUGACUGGGGGUUUUCAUUGAAGACUUUCAGUAGGCAUGUGCUUGUGCGUGAAUUUGUACGUGAGCCAGCAAGCAUACCCAUGACACUUCAGGAGGUUACGACAACUAAGUAAUAGUGCGUAACGACCACGCAAGAACGGUAUCAUGCAAUACUACGCAACUGCGUGCAACCACGUCCUACGACCGUUUGCAAGCCAUUACAAAAUGCCUGGUCCUUUAGAGCGGGAACGUGUAAAAAGGUUGAUCCCACUCUUUGCGGAGGAGGUAAAAACAUAUUUGCUUCUCUACAAGAGUGCAACAUGGAAUGCAAAUCUCGUAAAAAAGGAAACCGACAACGCUGCAUGAAGCCACCCGUCUUUGGCAGCUGUAGAGCGCUGCUUCAGACUUGGCGCUAUGACAGUAUGUCUGGGCAUUGUAAAAUGCUCAACUACACAAUCUGUAGCCUUGGCAUUACAGAAACUGCAACAGAGGAGGCAUGCCUUAUGGCUUGCAAGGGAAAGAAAGAUCUAAAAAUCAUUUGUAGCCUCACGCCCCGUUCUACGCCGUGCAACUUCCUUCAUAAACUACAAUGGUUCUUUGAUGCCAGGAAAAACAAGUGCCUUCAGUUCCCAAAGGGUCAAUGUGCGAAAAUUGCAAACGGAUUUCCAACGAAAGAAAAGUGCCUAGAGAGAUGCAGCUAUGAAACUUCGUGAGACUCCCAGCCUACAACGAUAACAAAAAGCGGAAGUUGCCUAAUUUGAGGCAACUUUCACGGCGCGUUGCACUGUAUCAGAGCGUUGGCAUUACACCCGGCAAGAUAUAGUGGCAUUAUAGAUGGGGGUACAAAUCUACCGCUUAAAAAUGAUG